Molecule: messenger RNA, 641 nt
Organism: Salarias fasciatus (jewelled blenny)
Lineage: Eukaryota; Metazoa; Chordata; Actinopteri; Blenniiformes; Blenniidae
Gene: mrps14
Product: mitochondrial ribosomal protein S14
Exons: 3
Coding region: 21-437 (138 amino acids)
Biological process (GO): translation
Cellular component (GO): mitochondrial small ribosomal subunit; ribosome
Molecular function (GO): structural constituent of ribosome
Source: RefSeq, a predicted model, not a curated record
CUGAGAUUUGACACAUCAACAUGGCGGCGCACAGGAUAGCAUGUUUCGGGCUAAAUGCCCUUUAUUCCUCGAUUUGUGUCCAGAAGCAGGCCCUGAGGAGCUGCUGGGGAGCGGUGGAGCAGGUCAGAGGGUACUAUGUCGACUGGAGGAUGCUGAGGGACGUCAAGAGAAGACAGAUGGCUUUUGACUACGCGGAUGAGAGGUUACGGAUCAACGCGCUGAGAAAGAACACCAUCCUGCCCAAAGAGCUUCAGGAAAUAGCAGACAAGGAGAUUGCAGCGCUGCCUCGGGACAGCUGCCCUGUCAGGAUACGGAACAGGUGUGUGAUGACAUCCCGUCCUCGAGGGGUGAAGCGGCGAUGGAGACUGAGCCGGAUCGUCUUCCGACAUCUCGCCGACCACAGUCAGAUGUCUGGAAUUCUGAGAGCGAGGUGGUGAAUGAAUGGACUGUUUCUGUAGUUUUAUGAGCUGAAGGGAUGGACAUCAGCAUUUCACACACCUCUAAAGGAAGAUCGUUUCAGGCUUCCAGUUGCUGAAGCUCAUUGUUUGUGUAAACUUGAGGAAUAAUGUUAAUGUGACUCCUGAGAGGCAAAAAUGCCUAUUUAUCUGUCUGAUCUCACAAAUAAAUGAAUAAAUAUCAGA